AUGGACGAUAUGUGUCUCCAAUACGAGACCCCCGAUCCCCGGACCCGCGGUCAACCACCGCGCGUCGACGCGACGGCGAAACCGCACACGCGCGCGCGCACGAUGCAGAUCUUCGUCAAAACGCUCACGGGAAAGACGAUCACGCUCGAGGUGGAGUCCUCGGACACGAUCGAUAACGUCAAGGCGAAGAUUCAGGACAAGGAGGGGAUCCCGCCGGAUCAGCAACGUUUGAUCUUCGCCGGUAAGCAGCUCGAGGAUGGUCGCACUUUGGCCGACUACAACAUCCAGAAGGAGUCCACGCUCCACUUGGUGCUCCGCUUGCGCGGUGGCAUGCAAAUCUUCGUGAAGACGCUCACGGGCAAGACCAUUACGCUCGAAGUGGAGUCCUCGGACACCAUCGACAACGUCAAGGCGAAGAUCCAAGACAAGGAAGGCAUCCCGCCGGAUCAGCAACGUUUGAUCUUCGCCGGUAAGCAGCUCGAGGACGGUCGCACUUUGGCCGACUACAACAUCCAGAAGGAGUCCACGCUCCACUUGGUGCUCCGCUUGCGCGGUGGCAUGCAAAUCUUCGUGAAGACGCUCACGGGUAAGACCAUUACGCUCGAAGUGGAGUCCUCGGACACCAUCGACAACGUCAAGGCGAAGAUCCAAGACAAGGAAGGCAUCCCGCCGGAUCAGCAACGUUUGAUCUUCGCCGGUAAGCAGCUCGAGGACGGUCGCACUUUGGCCGACUACAACAUCCAGAAGGAGUCCACGCUCCACUUGGUGCUCCGCUUGCGCGGUGGCAUGCAAAUCUUCGUGAAGACGCUCACGGGUAAGACCAUUACGCUCGAAGUGGAGUCCUCGGACACCAUCGACAACGUCAAGGCGAAGAUCCAAGACAAGGAAGGCAUCCCGCCGGAUCAGCAACGUUUGAUCUUCGCCGGUAAGCAGCUCGAGGACGGUCGCACUUUGGCCGACUACAACAUCCAGAAGGAGUCCACGCUCCACUUGGUGCUCCGCUUGCGCGGUGGCCGGUAA
Molecule: messenger RNA, 1020 nt
Organism: Ostreococcus tauri
Lineage: Eukaryota; Viridiplantae; Chlorophyta; Mamiellophyceae; Mamiellales; Bathycoccaceae
Product: Ubiquitin conserved site
Exons: 2
Coding region: 1-1020 (339 amino acids)
Biological process (GO): modification-dependent protein catabolic process; protein ubiquitination
Cellular component (GO): nucleus; cytoplasm
Molecular function (GO): protein tag activity; ubiquitin protein ligase binding
Source: RefSeq, a predicted model, not a curated record